Plutella xylostella (diamondback moth) is the source of this 1888-nucleotide messenger RNA. The record is from RefSeq and is a predicted model, not a curated record. NCBI's taxonomy places the organism in Eukaryota, Metazoa, Arthropoda, Insecta, Lepidoptera, Plutellidae.
CAAGCUGCGAUGAUACACAUGGCGGCGGCGGCGGCGGGGGGAGGGGGGUUGGCAGCGCGCCCGCCGGAUCGCGGUCACACACUAAAACACAGAUUUCUCGGGAAAAAAGUCACGCACUUCGCGAGUCGACCGCGCCAGCCGGCAGCCGCCUCAAGACGCUUCGGUGCGUCUCAAGCAGCCUCGCCGCGUCCGCAGCCCCCGCCCUGAAACUGCAGUGAGCUUAUAUGGAGUCCAUAACGAACACAUAACAUGCUUACCGCCCUUGCAAGAACUAAAACUGGAGCAAAGAUCGGUAUGUAAAGUUUUAUUUCCUACAUACAUGGUUACAUUUAUCUAGAUACAAUCUCACAGGAUGCUGGACGCAAUGAGACCGUGUUUGUGUGAGCUAAUUCAGCGUCAUGGUCGCUGCAAGCGCUGACGCACGCGCGAGCCUCGGCUGCGGUCGGCGGCGGCGACCACAGCCACAUCCACUGUGUAAACAUCGCAGGAGAGGUCGAGGCGUAGUUCCGCCGCCGCCGCCGCCGCCGCGAGGGCGCCACUGCACUCCUGCACACUUCCAGAUGUAAACAGUGAUAUUAUUAGCGAGCUAUCAACGACAUCGUACAUUUUAAAGUUUAUACAAACAAUAAUUCGGGUUUUUCUCGACAUCUGCUCUUAGUGAGUCAGUUUUAUUUGCGAGUCGGUUUCAUUUAUAACGUGUCCAUUCACCCGAAUAAAAAUUUCAGUGUCAUUAAACCUAAUCAUAACUAAUCAAAGAAAUUCAACAAGCUUCUCGUAUUCGCAAGUAGUGAACUGAUUUAAAAUGGCGCUCCUUAAACGCUCAGUGAAAAGUUGUCUACGUAGCGUAGUGUGAAGCCGUGAGCCGCUACUCUCCUCGCCCCCCGCUCCUGCUCCCCCCUGCCCCCUGGCCUGGUGGUGAUGGACACGGUGUUCCCGGCGCGGCUGCUGCGGCGGCGCGGCGCGCGCGCCCGCUACCGCACGCAGCCCGUCACCUUCGCGGAGAUCAAGGAGGUGGAUGAGGAGCUGGAAGCCGCGGAGGAGGCUCCCCCCGCGCCCCCCGAGGCGGCCCCCGCGCCCCCCGCGCUCACCCGCAGCUGCACGCGCCGCGAGCGCCGCGCCCCCGCCCCGCGCCGCCGCGCCCCGCCUGCGCCCGCGCCCACCGCCGCCGACCCGCCCCCCGACGCACCUGCAUCGUAGCCGCGGCCAUCACCACCGACCCACUUCUGUUAGUGUUAGGUAGAUAGGAACGCUUAGGAGCUAGUGUUGAGGUAGCUUGGGAGAUCAUAGAUGCAGUUCAUUGACAUAAGGUAAUAGUGUCUGAGUUGAAACAAACCCUAGGAAACCACUGUGAAAAUCUACCCGACUCCAUAUUGCUGUAAGUUCCCUAUGUAUGGUCGUGUGUCUGAGGCGUUAGGGUGAAGGAAGUACCAAAGACUGACAACAUCACUGUAUCGCGUCGGGGUCACCAGUUCGUGCAGGAUCUCUUCUUUAUAUUGUGCAAUAAAAGAAUUAAAUAAAUAAAUCUCUCCUCGGCCAGGCGGGUGGAGGCUCAGGGGGCUGCGGGACAACUGCUAUUGUUGCCAGUUUAUUCGAACGUAGAUAUCAACUUCCUACUCGUGUGUUUUUCGAAUCUUCGACGUACGUUCUCACUGAAGUAGGUACUUCUCUGUGGCUAAGAGGAAACCUGAAGCCUCAUGCACCGUGUGUAAAAUAAAUGUGUCUUUUUAUGUAAAAUGUGUUAUGUGAUAUAUGUAGAUUAGUUUACUUAAUAUGUAAGAAUGAGUAGCAGGUAGGUAGGUACUUACUACGUAAUUAGAAAAAAAUGUGAUCGAUCAUAGUCUCAUGAAUUUAUUGUACAAUAAUAAUAAAAUAUGGUUUCAUACCCGCA